AUGGGUGCCCUGUUGUCUCUACCGCUGAUGGCGUUGCCCAGUGUCGGCACGCUCAUCACCCUCGGCGGUUCAUGCUGCGGCGCUGCAACUUGCUCUGCGGUGUGCAGUGCAUGUGGAAAGUUUCAGAAUAGUAUGGCAACACGAAUCGCAUACGCCAUUAUCCUAUUGAUCAAUUCCAUCGUCUCUUGGAUUAUGCUUACGCCAUGGGCAAUGAAGAAAUUGCAACAUCUUACUCUGGAUUAUAUGGAAAUCAAAUGCGACGGCAAGGAAUGUCACGGUUGGGUUGCAGUUCAUCGCAUCAAUUUCGGUCUCGGUCUCUUCCACUUGAUCCUCGCACUCCUCCUCCUCGGCGUCAAAAACUCCCGUGAUAGUCGUGCAGCCCUCCAGAAUGGUUUCUGGGGCCCGAAGAUCGUGAUCUGGCUGGGCUUUGUCGUCAUGUCCUUCUUCAUCCCUGAGCCCUUCUUCUUCGUCUACGGCAACUAUAUCGCCUUCUUCUGCGCGAUGCUCUUCCUGUUGCUCGGUCUGACUCUUCUCGUGGACCUCGCGCACACAUGGGCCGAGCUGUGUCUACAGAAGAUCGAAGACAGUGACUCACGUCUGUGGCGUGGUCUGUUAAUCGGAUCGACCCUUGGCAUGUACCUGGCCUCGAUCGUCAUGACCAUUCUGAUGUACAUCUUCUUUGCCAAGAGCGGCUGCUCUAUGAAUCAAGCUGCGAUCACUGUCAACCUGAUCGUCUUCAUGAUCAUUUCGGCCGUUUCGGUUCAACCGGCCGUUCAAGAGUCCAACCCUCGCGCCGGGUUGGCCCAAGCCGCUAUGGUCACGGUGUACUGCACCUAUCUCACGCUCUCUGCCGUCUCGUUGGAGCCGGAUGACAACAACUGUAACCCCUUGAUCCGUUCGAGUAGCCCCCGGGUCGCUACCAUCAUCCUGGGUGCAAUUGUGACCAUGGCCACUGUUGCAUAUACCACCACGCGUGCGGCCACUCAGGGAAUUGCGCUGGGCUCGAAGGGUGGACAUGGCUAUAUUGAGCUUGGCCCGGACGAUAACGAGCACGGGCUGGUCACUCAACAGCCCAACAGCCGCCGGGAGAUGCGCGCUGAAGCCCUCCGAGCCGCUGUCGAGAGCGGCAGUCUGCCAGCCAGUGCCCUGGACGAGAGCGACGAUGAGGAUGACUUUGAAACUAGCAGCAAGGAUGACGAGCGUGGCUCGAUCCAGUAUAGCUACACCCUCUUCCACAUCAUCUUCUUCCUGGCCACGACCUGGGUGGCCACCCUGUUGUCGCAGGGUCUUACGGUCGACACCACCAUGGACUUUGCUCCGGUCGGCCGGACUUACUGGGCCAGCUGGGUGAAGAUUUUCAGCUCUUGGGUAUGCUACGCGAUUUAUCUCUGGACUCUCGUUGCGCCAGUGGUGUUGCCUGAUCGAUUUGCUGCGUAUUAG
Messenger RNA from Penicillium daleae, 1440 nucleotides. RefSeq names its product serine incorporator domain-containing protein. The record is from RefSeq and is a predicted model, not a curated record. The transcript is spliced from 3 exons. Bases 1 to 1440 code for a protein of 479 amino acids. Gene Ontology annotation, cellular component: membrane. NCBI's taxonomy places the organism in Eukaryota, Fungi, Ascomycota, Eurotiomycetes, Eurotiales, Aspergillaceae.